AUUGCCUAGCAACGGUGCCGUUUAGUUUCUCGCGCCGGGCUAUCCGCGGAAACUUUAGCUAACUUUGUGUGAGACACAAUGCCCAGAAAGACGGAGAGAAAAGGCAGCGACAAACGAGAUGGAAACAAGAAGACACCGAAAAAGGAAAACUCCGAGUUUCCUGCAGAGAAAAGCGGGUCUGCGGACAAAGAGAAGGACCUCUACCUGACACAGAUAGCGUAUUUAACCGACGAGUUGGAGCGAUAUCAGCUGAAAUGUGAUGACCUUGUGAGACAGAGGAAAGACUUGCUGACUCAGCGCAGCACACUGGAGCAGGAGAACAGAGACACGAUCGCGUACCUGAAGCGUUCCCUGUUGGAGAAGGAGGACGAGGUGGGCGAGCUGUCGCAGCGGCUGCAGAACCAGCUGCAGGCUUCAGAUCAGGAAAGAGACGCCCUGCAGCUGCGGCACAGCCGGGAGAGGCAGGAGCUACAGAACCGCAUCGAUGAGCUUAUCAAAGAAAACACAGCACUCGCAGAGAGGUUUGCAAGCCUGGAGGCGUUUCAGGGGCAAAAGGAGGAGAUGAUGUCCAGCUUAGAGUCUCUGGAGAAGCAGCUGGCAAGUCAGAAGGAAGAGCACAAGGAUGACAUUCACAGCCUGGAGAUGAAAGCGCUGCUGGAAAAGAGGAGAUUGGAGAGGGAGAUGGAGUCUCACGCUGCAGCCAUGGCAGCAGAGGUGCAGCUCCUGGUGGACCAGAAAGUCCCGGAGACGACCAGGCUGGCGCUGCAGGAGAACGCGGAGGUGAAAGCUUGCGUGGGGCAGCUGUCGGAGCAGGUGCAGAUCCUGAUGGAGGAGAAUGCCGCCCUGCGGGGCUGCAAGAGUCAGCUCAGCACGGAUGUGGAAAGCCUGGAAGAAAUGCUCAGAGAGACGUCACGCACCAGCUGCGUCCGUAAGAAGGUGGUGGAGCAGCUCACAGAGAAGUGCCAGCAGCUGCAGGCGGAGCAGAAGGACUGCAGGCAGCAGCUCGAGCAGCUUCAGACCGAACACGCAGGAGCCCUGGGCAAGAUGGAGGCGCUGAGGUCAAAGUUCACUCUGCCGUCCGUACAGAUGAGUCUCACUCAGGUUCACGUUCAUGUUAAUGAAAGCAAAGCAGCAGGUGCAGUUAUUACACAUACGGGCUCGUAGUCUCAUUUGUGGUACGUUUAUAUGCAAGCGAUAACUCCACAGUGAGAUUCAUCAAUAAUAAGUAAUCAAAUAAAUCAAUAACAACAGAGACACAAAAGAGACAGACAGGAAACAUAAAAGCACUGAAUCCUGUUACUGGUAGCAGCUGAUGGCUGGAUCAUGAUGAUGAGGCCUCCCUGAACGAGACAAGAAAACACCCACAGUACUUUAUAGUUUAUUCCUUUUUUACUUAUGAUUGCUGGAAAAUUCAUGUAUUAAUAUUUAAAAAUAGAAAAAUAUUUGUGCACUCAUUUUUGUUUUACUUCAAUACAAAGACAUAAACUAGUAUUUUACAUUAGUGCAGCAGAAAUACAGA
Messenger RNA from Haplochromis burtoni (Burton's mouthbrooder), 1519 nucleotides. RefSeq names its product cilia- and flagella-associated protein 157-like. Gene Ontology annotation, molecular function: microtubule binding. NCBI's taxonomy places the organism in Eukaryota, Metazoa, Chordata, Actinopteri, Cichliformes, Cichlidae. The transcript has 5 exons. The record is from RefSeq and is a predicted model, not a curated record. Bases 79 to 1164 code for a protein of 361 amino acids. Gene Ontology annotation, cellular component: cilium; ciliary basal body.